AUGAUAUUAUUUACAUUUAUUUUUCAUUUUAUGUCUUUUUUAUAUUUAUGCUUCUCAUACACAAUUAAUAAAAAAUAUGUCAAUAAACUAAAGAAUAUAUCAGAUAUAAAAAUACAUGGCUAUUUUAAGAAUUCUUUAUGUUAUAAUUCGUGCAGAAAAAAUAAGUUGUUUUUUAUAUAUUCAAAUAAAUAUUUAGUAAAAAAAAAUUUUCAAACUUACAAAAAACCUAGGGUUAAAAUUACAACUUACCUAUUUCGAGAGGUUAAUGUAGGCUCUCUAUUUCCUGGUUUUAAAACAAUUUUUAAUAAAAAAUUUUUAUUUGAACCUCUGUAUAGUUCUCAUAAGGAUAUAAUAAUAAGAAAUAUAAAGACUAUAAAUUUAAUACAAAAGGAUAAUGUAGUCAAGAAUAUUUUAAUAUUCUCUGCGUCAUGUUUUACAAUUUUCCUUAUUUCUAAACUUCUUAUAUUAUUAAGAAAUUUUUUUCAAAACCAAUAUAAAAUGAUAAGUGAACAAGAAAUACAACUUUUAGGAAAAUAUGAAAAUCCCCACAUUGAAUUUAAUGACUGA
Plasmodium gallinaceum is the source of this 567-nucleotide messenger RNA. RefSeq names its product conserved Plasmodium protein, unknown function. The coding region runs from base 1 to 567 and encodes 188 amino acids. The transcript is spliced from 6 exons. The record is from RefSeq and is a predicted model, not a curated record. Lineage: Eukaryota; Apicomplexa; Aconoidasida; Haemosporida; Plasmodiidae.